Messenger RNA from Setaria italica (foxtail millet), 1126 nucleotides. Its product is annotated as E3 ubiquitin ligase BIG BROTHER. Lineage: Eukaryota; Viridiplantae; Streptophyta; Magnoliopsida; Poales; Poaceae. The record is from RefSeq and is a predicted model, not a curated record. Bases 178 to 705 code for a protein of 175 amino acids. Gene Ontology annotation, biological process: negative regulation of organ growth; protein ubiquitination. Gene Ontology annotation, molecular function: ubiquitin conjugating enzyme binding; ubiquitin-protein transferase activity. The transcript is spliced from 7 exons.
CGUCGGUUGCAUAAAGCCUCUGGACUGGAGUAGUAGUACCACACAGUUUGCCAGGGAUAGGGGGAGAAAGCGAGAGAGAGGAGAGGAGGGAGGAGGAGGCGGCGGCGGCGCGCCAUCACUCUACCCCUGCUCUGCUGAUCCGGAGGACGGAGGCGAGGGAAAUUGCAAACUUCAUCAAUGGCGACUCCCACCACCUACUCAGUCCGCAUCUCCUCAGAGACCCACAAGAUCGAGACCUGGCUGUCGUCUGACGAAGCUCUGGCCAGGCAGCUGCAGGAGGAGGAGAACACGCGCGACGCCGCUGCCGACACCAGAGAAUUCACCGGUAAUGUGUCCUUGGAGCCAUCGUCACCGGCUGUUGAGUACAGGCCUGCACAGAAUGCAGCUCAGGUGGCACGGGAAGACAAUGUGGACCCAGAUAAUAUGUCGUAUGAGCAACUACAAGCAUUAGGGGAAGCAGUAGGAACUCAGUCCAGAGGGUUAUCUGAUGAGCUGAUAUCUUAUUUGGAGCCAUUUAGGCACAAGUGCACCUUAUUCUCCAGGAAUAAGAACAAUGAAGAAUGUGUGAUAUGCAAAACGACUUAUAAGAGCCGUCAGAAGAUGAUAAGACUGCCCUGCAGCCAUUGUUAUCAUGCAAAUUGUAUAACUCGCUGGCUUAAGAUCAACAAGGCAUGCCCAGUCUGCAACGAGGAGGUAUUUGGAUGAACUAAGAGGCUCUCGGCAAAUAUUUCAGCUUCAUCGUUCACGUUGGGCUUCAUAUGGGCCAUGCUAUGUGAUUAUGUUAGGCUAGUUGGGUUAUGUGCUUACGAAAACUGUUUGUUGGUUUACACGCACUGUUAACUGUACCUGGUCUUGUUUGAUGACGGGUCGAUGAAUCCACGAGUUGAUAAAUGUGUGGGUACAGUACUUCGGUUGCCAGUUUUCUGUCUAUGCAACCAAGCAGGAUUCCUUUUUCCAUUUUUCUUGGAGAAAUUAAAGCAGGACUAGUUCAAUGUAAUGGUAUGUUUAUCUCUGUAUUUCUCCAACAUCUACAUGAUUUAAUUCUGUAAAGAAAAACUCUCCUGUUCUGCGACCUACUCGUAGGGGCAAAACAGGGAUGCAAACACACCAAAAAUAUCUUGGGCCU